CCGCACACCACCACAUUGUUGGUUUUCUAAUGAGUGUGGCAUAUAUUUUGAAAUGUAAACCGGUACUAAACGUUCUGGCCGCCUGUCUCCAGUGAGACAUUCCGUGUGUUCGCCUGUUUCAGGGCUUUUGUGUGUGCUUGUUCGGGCAAUGCGGUGUGUUUGUGUUUGAAUUUGAGGGACAGCUAGCCAGCUAGUUAUCUGUCGAGGCUGAGGCAUGGUGUCCAUCUGGCAGAGCGACAUGAGGGAGGCAGUGCGGCUUUCUAUGUCUGUCUGGCUUCGUUCUUUGUGCGCUCCAGAUGGUUAAUUUACCGAAUGUUGGCUGCAUGGCUGUUGUGGGUUUUGUGAACAUUUGGCUCGAUUCUCUGUCGUGUGUGCGUCAUUUCACGUACUAGCUCAAAGGACAACGUGAUGAGCGACGGGACAAAGCGAGCAGCUCAGAGAAGUUCUCUGGAAGAAGAGCAACAACCAGAGCAGGAUCAUUCCUCCGCCGUGUCGGACAGUGAUGACGGCUCACCACUCGACCUGUCAGGAAGGGGGGUCCUGGGGAAGCGCCGUCGCCGUGGCAACCUCCCCAAGGAGGCGGUGGAGAUUCUGCGGAACUGGCUGUAUGAACAUCGCUUUAACGCAUACCCAUCAGAGCAAGAGAAGCUCAGUCUGUCGGGCCAGACCAACCUCUCAGUGCUGCAGAUAUGUAAUUGGUUUAUUAACGCACGCCGGCGCCUUCUCCCUGACCUUCUACGCAAGGAUGGCAAAGACCCCACCAAGUUCACCAUCUCCCGAAAGAUUGCUGGUAAAAAUGAAGGCCAUUCAGGCAAUGGAGGUGGAACAAGCUCUCCUGAAAGAAUCUCACCCCCUGCCUCUUCCCAGCAACGCCCAUCGGUCAUCCGCUCUACCCCUACCCUAGACCUCAGCCUUCUGGGUAACACAGCAACAGCAAUUUUGACAGGUGCUGGUUACCCAGGUAAAGAAGCAUCAGUCCAUGCACUAAUGAAGCUGGACACACACAGUCUUCUCAAGGAAGUAGAGGAAAGAGGGGUGCAUGGAGCUUGUCUCACCAGCACAACCAUGGCAGCUAGUCCCACCGGUGGCCUCUUCAACACGCCUCCCCCGACACCACCCGAGCUUUUCCCCACCCAAGACUUCAGUGAUUUGAGGCUUCUAGUUGAUGCAGCUCUGCAGAGAGCAGCAGAGCAAGAGAACUUUAAAAGACUUCAAGAGGCCCAGAACAAACCAAAAGAGUCUGUAGAAACCAAGUGUAGUGCUUACAGCAGUGACAUGGGCCCUACACCGCCCCCAGAAGAAGGCCAACAAGUCAUGGAUGCUUCUAGAGUACAGAGUCUGAUGGAAAAAGCUUUGGCAGCUCCAGUACCAGCUGUAACGUCAGUGAAGACCCCAGUGGUUCAGUCCAUAGCAGCCCCUGUCCUGGUUUCAACUCCUGUCCUGGUCCCAACGACAAGGUUGUCUCCUCUUCCUGUGAAUAAUGUAAUCUGGAGCCCAUUGGAGGACAGAGUUGGAGCCUCCAGUCCAAAACAGCCUCCGCCUGUUCCAUCUCUUCUGCCAGCAUUAGGGCUGCUGCCGACAUCUGUCUGUGGGCAACUGGAUUCUCAGAAGGCUGCAGCAGCUCCAACCUCAGGCAUAGCUUCAGCUCCUGCUCAUCAGCCCAGUGCAGCAAGUACAACAGUGCAGGCGUCAAGGCCGGUUUCUGUGCCAGCUCCAGUCCCAUAUACAAGUCCAGCCUCUGCUGCUGCUCCGAGCCAAAUCUCCUCUCCAAAUGUAGCGUUUGUUCCAGCCGCUGCUUCCACAUCCCUCUCAACCGCCAGAGCAGUUUCUCUGUACAUGCCAUUUCACAAACCUCCCAUAAUCCCAGUCACUGGGCCAUGUCCCUCAUCUGUCACAACCUCGGCAGCACCUCCAUCCCCUGUUUUCUCCUCAGUCUCUGCCCCGGCCCAGGCUUCGGUUUCAACGUCACCCUCUCCUCCAACCAUCACACCUCUUACAGGCCUCGCCUCCCAGCUCACCUCUCCCCUCCUUCACCCUUCUUCCACCAACAACAGAAAUGCACCUAGUGUUUGGAGCGUGGUACAUUCGGACACUCGACAACCAAGUCCUCUUCAAGUGGUCAAGUCCCCCAUCACCACAGGCUGGGCUCCACUGCACACAAUGAGUGAAACGGUGAACUAGGAGCUGUAACGGAGCAGGCUACUUUUUUUCUUUCUUCUUUUUUGUUUUUGUUUUGUACAAAGUCUGGAGAGAAUGGAGAUCUAGCUGAGAUCACUUUGUAUAUAAAAGAAUGUAUCAUUCUCACCAGUGUAGACACUAAAGCCUGUUCCUCUACAACACACAGUAAAGUAUUGGACAAAGAAACUGGGACAAAGUAACAGACAUGACAAAUUUUUACUAACGUUUGGCCUCCAGAAACUUUUAUUGUUUUAAUUCAUCAACCUUUGCAGACACUGCUGAUUGUAAGAACAUUAUGGUGCCAUUUCCAAAGAGAACAUUUUAUAGAACGGUUUACAUUUCAAAACGUCCCUUUAUUUGUGUCAAAGAUUAAAUUGGCAGAAUAAUGAGCACCAGCAGAGCGGCGUCUACAGCAACAGUACUAGACUUCGUUAAACGUCUCCUAUUCCUGUUUGCUUUUGUUAUAUACAGACCUGCAUUGAAGGUCGAGAGUUUUAGGAAAAUUUCUUUCUGCACUAUAUAUAUAUUUUUUUUUUCCUUAUGAAUUCCAAGUCUUGUGUUCAGAAUACAGACAUCCUCCUUUGGUCAAGUCAUAAAUGGUUUCCAGGGGAUUGUUUCCAGAGCAGGGGGGUGCAUGUGCAGAAUAAACAGUAGUUCAAAUAUGUUUGUUGCAGAAAUUUGUGGGGAAUCUGAGAUUUUGACUUCCAUCUACCUUUUUAUGUCCUUAUUUGAUGUAAAAUCGCUGCAUUUAUCAGAUUCUGUUGUCAGAAUGAUUUGGAGCUGACACAUCAGUCUUAAGCUAAGUCCAGGUGUCUUCAGCAUAGUUUAAAGCAAAUGUAGCAGAUAGAGUAAAGUAGCUGGUUCAUUCUUGUUCUGUCACUGCGUGCGCGCGUUCCACCUGUGAGAUACCGUUAGUUCAGCAGUAUUCGUAUGUAUCCCUGAAGCUGUAGUUUCUAUGAAACUGUCUAAGCAUGAAUCACGACAUUUGACUCGAUGGUCUUAACAAGUGUCUUCUGCCUCUGCUUGGUUCAAAUGGUUACAAUGAUGGGGGGUCAAAAAGCUAAAGAGCACAGACCACAGUGUCAGUAAAAUCAGAAAACUCUUGGAAAUAGGAUUUUGCUGAUUUUUGUUUUUUUACUUAGUCUCUCUUCUUACUGCAAAGCUUUUGUUUCUUAUAGGUACUAGACCAGCAUUUAUACCUCAAUUUAUAGGACACAUCAGGUUUGGGUCAUAUUUGUUAACAUUGUGUAGAAAUGACUUCUAAAUAUAAAAGUAGUAUUUUUUUAUUAUUGACACUACAUUGUGCCACUGUGACGACACCCAAUAGGAUGUGAACUGGAAUGAAAUGUGGGUCAAAAUUUGGCAGGUUUUAUAUGGGUACUGUUUAUAUUGGGUUUUAGGCAUAAACUCAUGCUCCGAACAAAAAACACAGUGUAUUGACACAUGUAAAUAUUUUCAAGUUGCUUUUUCUUUUUGUUUCCUAUGUAAUUAUUGGCAUGAACUUCAUUGAUUCUAUAGUUUUACAGCCUGGUGCAUUUCAAUAGUUUUUUGUUUUUCCCAAGUUCACUUUGUGACUCAUGACUGAAUGUUGGACUGACUGGCUGUUGUGCCUUAUUACGACUGAGGGAUGCUGUCCCAUUUUUAUAUAUAUACAUGCAUAUAUAUAUAUAUACACACACAUAUAUAUAUAUAUAUAUGAGAAUAGCCGUGCAAUAUAUGCCUUAAACUUUAAAUGUGUUUGUACAAGCAUUUCAAAGAAUAAAACUCAGUUUUUCAUUAAUGUGCUUUCGCUCUGUCCUUGUUUUGAAGUCUCACUCACUGACUCUGAGAGGAUCUCAAAAACUGAUUCAAAGUCACAUAGACUAGAAAUAGAACCAUUUUUGUACGAGACAUGACCAAAUGUUUUGGAAUUUGGUCUAAAAUUUCAGACGUGUGUGAUGUAAUCAUAAAUAAUGGUCCAAACUCAAACUUCCAUUAUCUUUUAUUUGUCUCUGCAUUUUCACGUCCUUCAACGGCCCACGUACAGGAUCCUUCAGUCCUUUCGUGGUUUAUCUUUUUAUUUCGUUGUAUCACUCAUCACUUCUGAUUGUCACAAAGCAACAUGCACACAUACGCAUCAGUUUUCUCCAAGAUAUAGGAAUACAAA
Molecule: messenger RNA, 4324 nt
Organism: Cynoglossus semilaevis (tongue sole)
Lineage: Eukaryota; Metazoa; Chordata; Actinopteri; Pleuronectiformes; Cynoglossidae
Gene: tgif2
Product: TGFB-induced factor homeobox 2
Exons: 3
Coding region: 409-2181 (590 amino acids)
Biological process (GO): regulation of DNA-templated transcription
Molecular function (GO): DNA binding
Source: RefSeq, a predicted model, not a curated record